Molecule: messenger RNA, 4242 nt
Organism: Acanthosepion pharaonis
Lineage: Eukaryota; Metazoa; Mollusca; Cephalopoda; Sepiida; Sepiidae
Source: the annotation of a GenBank genome assembly
AUGUCGAUUCCUGGGUGUCCUUGUCAUUUGCUGAGUUUUAUUCUCCUCCUCCUCCUCUUCCAAAAUCUGUUUACGUCGAGAGAGAUAACGCUUUAUCUUACUUCAAUUUCCCCGAUUCUUUCUUUCUUUCUUUCUUUUUUUCUUUCUUUCUUUCUUUCUUUUCUUUUUUCUUUCUUUCUUUCUUUCUUUCAGUUUCCUCGAUUUUCUUUCUUUCUUUCUUUCUUUCUUUCUUUUUUCUUUCUUUCUUUCUUUUUUCCUUUUUCUUUCUUCUUUCUUUUUUUUUCUUUCCUUUCCUUUCUUUCUUUUUUCUUUCUUUCUUUUCUUUUUUUCUUUCUUUCUUUUUUCUUUCAAUUUGAUUCUUUUUUUCUUUUCUUUUCUUUCUUUCUUUUCCUUUCAAUUCUUUCUUUCUUUCUUUCGUUUCUUUCUUUUCCAAGUUCCUUUCUUUCUUUCUUUCUUUCUUUCUUUCUUCCCACAGUUUCCUCGGUUCUUUCUUUCUUUCUUUCUUUCUUUCUUUCUUUCUUUCACAGUUCCUCGAUUGUUUCUUUCUUUCUUUCUUUCUUUCUUUCUUUCUUUCACAGUUCCUCGAUUCUUUCUUUCUUUCUUUCUUUCUUUCUUUCUUUCUUUCUUUCUUUCUUUCACAGUUCCUCGAUUGUUUCUUUCUUUCUUUCUUUCUUUCUUUCUUUCUUUCACAGUUCUUUUUGUUUCUUUCCUUUUUUUCUUUCUUUCUUUUCCUUCAAUUCUUUUCUUUUUUUUCUUUCCUCAUUCUUUCUUUCUUUCCUCCUUUUCUUUCUUUCUUUUUUCUUUCUUUCUUCUUUCUUUCUUUCUUUCUUUCUUUCUUUCUUUCUUUCACAGUUCCUCGAUUGUUUCUUUCUUUCUUUCUUUCUUUCUUUCUUUCUUUCACAGUUCCUCGAUUGUUUCUUUCUUUCUUUCUUUCUUUCUUUCUUUCUUUCUUUCUUUCUUUCUUUCUUUCUUUCUUUCUUUUUCUUUUUCCUCGACAGUUCCUCGAUUGUUUUUUCUUACUUUCUUUUUCUUUUCUUUCUUUCUUUCUUUCUUUCUUUCUUUCACAGUUUCGAUUGUUUCUUUCUUUCUUUCUUUUCUUUUCUUUCUUUUCUUUCUUUCUUUCUUCCUCGAUUGUUUUUUCUUUCUUUCUUUUUCUUUCUUUCUUUCUUUUCUUUCUUUCUUUUUCUUUUCUUUUCUUUCUUUUUUUCCACAGUUCCUUCUUUGUUUCUUUCUUUCUUUCUUUCUUUUUUUUUCUUUCUUUCUUUCUUUCUUUCACAGUUUCCUCGAUGUUUCUUUCUUUCUUUCUUUCUUUCUUUUCUUUCUUUUCUUUCUUUCUUCUUUCUUUCUUUCUUUUCUUUCUUUCACAGUCUUUCUUUCACAGUUCCUCGAUUGUUUCUUUUUUCUUUCUUUUCUUUCUUUCUUUCUUUCUUCUGGUUUCCUUUUUUUCUUUCUUUCUUUCUUUCUUUCACAGUUCCUCGAUUGUUUCUUUCUUUUUCUUUUCCACAGUUUCUUUCUUUCUUUCUUUCUUUUUUUCUUUCUUUUUUCUUUUCUUUCUUUCUUUCUUUCUUUUUCUUUCUUUCUUUUCUUUCUUUCUUUCACGGUUCCUCGAUUGUUUCUUUCUUUCUUUUCUUUCUUUCUUUGCUUCAAUUCCUCGAUUUUUUUUCUUUCUUUUUUCUUUUCUUUUUUUCCUUUCUUUCUUUCUUUUCUUUCUUUCUUUCACAGUUCCUCGAUUGUUUCUUUCUUUCUUUCUUUCUUUCUUUCUUUCUUUCUUCCACUUUCUUUUUCUUUCUUUCUCUUUUUUCUUUCUUUUCUUUCUUUCUUUUCUUUCUUUUUUCUUUCUUUUGUUUCUUUUUCUUUCUUUCUUUCUUUCUUUCCUUUCAGUUCCUCGAUUCUUUUUCUUUCUUUUCUUUUCUUUUCUUUCACAGUUCCUCGAUUGUUUCUUUCUUUCUUUCUUUCUUUCUUUCUUUCUUUUUUUCUUUCUCAUUCUUUCUUUCUUUCUUUCUUUUUUCUUUCUUUUCACACCUUUUGUUUCUUUUCUUUCUUUUCUUUCUUUCUUUUCUUUCUUUUCUUUCUUUCACAGUUUCCUCUUUCAGUCUUUUCUUUCUUUCUUUCUUUCUUUCUUUCUUUCUUUCACAGUUCUCAAUUUUUCUUUUUCUUUUUUCUUUCUUUCUUCUCAGUUCCUCGGUGUGUUUCUUUCUUUCUUUCUUUUCUUUCUUUUUUCUUUCUUUUCCUCGAUUCUUUUUUCUUUCUUUUCUUUCUUUCUUUCUUUUUCAUUCCUGUUUCUUUCUUUCCCUUUCUUUCUUUCUUUCCACAGUUCCCUUUCUUUCUUUCUUUUUUUCUUUCUUUUCUUUCUUUCUUUCAACCUCUUUUUUUUCUUUCUUUCUUUUCUUUCUUUCUUUCUUUUUCCCAGUUCCUCGAUUCUUUCUUUCUUUCUUUCUUUCUUUCUUUCUUUCUUUCUUUCCUCAGUUCCUCAAUUUGGCUUUCUUUCUUUCUUUCUUUCUUUCUUUCUUUCUUUUCAUUCCUCGAUUUUUCUUUUCUUUUCCUCGAUUGUUUCUUUCUUUCUUUUCUUUCUUUCUUCCAUUUUUCUUUCUUCUUUCUUUCUUUCUUUUUCCUUCUUUCUUUCUGUUUUCCUCUAGAUUUUUUUUAUUUCUUUUUUUUCUUUUCUUUUCUUUCUUUCUUUUCUUUCUUUCUUUCUUUUUCACAGUUCCUCGAUUCUUUCUUUCUUUCUUUCUUUCUUUCUUUUUUCCCUCAGUUCUUUUCUUUCUUUUCUUUUCUUUUUCUUUCUUUUUCUUUUUCAGUUCCUCAGAUCUUUCUUUCUUUCUUUCUUUUUCUUUCUUUCUUUCUUUCUUUUUUUCCAUUUUCUUCUUUCUUUCUUUUCUUUCUUUCCACAUUUUCUUUUCUUUCUUUCUUUCUUUUCCCCCCUUAAUUCUUCGUUUUCUUUCUUUCUUUCUUUCUUUCUUUCACAGUCCUCAUUGUUUCUUUCUUCAUUUUUUCUUUUCUUCAAUUUUUCUUUCUUUCUUUCUUUUCUUUCUUUCCCAGUUCCUCGCUUUCUUUCUUUCUUUCUUUUUUCUUUCUUUCUUUCUUUUCUUCAUACAGUUCCUCGAUUGUUUCUUUUUUUUUGCUUUUCUUUCUUUCUUUCUUUUCUUUCUUCUGGUUCCUCGAUUGUUUUUUCUUUUUUCUUUCUUUCUUUCUUUCACACAGUUCCUCGUUUUCUUUCUUUCUUUCUCUUUCUUCUUUCUUUCUUUCACAGUUUCCUCGAUUUCGUUUCUUUCUUUCUUUCUUUCUUUCUUUCUUUCACAGUUCCUCGAUUGUUUCUUUCUUUCUUUCUUUCUUUCUUUCUUUCUUUCUUUCACAGUUCCUCGAUUCUUUCUUUCUUUCUUUCUUUCUUUCUUUCUUUCACAGUUCCUCGAUUGUUUCUUUCUUUCUUUCUUUCUUUCUUUCUUUCUUUUCCUCGGUGAUCCUUCUUUCUUUCUUUCUUUUCUUUCUUUCUUUCUUUCCAUUUCUCGAUUAUUUCUUUCUUUCUUUUUUUCUUUCUUUCUUUCACAGUUCCUCGAUUUUUUCUUUCCUUUUGUUCUUUCUUCUUUCCAAUUUUUUCUUUUCUUUCUUUCUUUCUUUUUUCUUUCUUUCUUUUCUUUCAUUUUUUUCACUUCACUGAUAUAUCUUUCUUUUCAUUUUUCUUCCCCAAUUCAUUCACCUUUUCUCAAAUUUUUUUUCCUCAAUUUUUUCUUUUCUUUCUUUCUUUCUUUUCUUUCUCUCUCACUUCUUCUUUCCUUCCUUCCUUCCUUUUCUUUAAUUUCUGUUUCCUUCAUUUUUAAUUUUUUUUUUACACCUUCUACGUUUCGUCUUUCUUUCCUUCGUUUUUUCCUUCAUUCCUUUCAUUUUUAUUUCUCUCUUUACUCACCUUUACCCACAUUUUACUUUUGUUCGUCUUCGUUCGUUUGUUCCUUCUUCAUUCCUUCCUUCACUCCUUUCUAUCUUUCUUCCUUUCACAUUUUUCUUUCCCUCUCUUUAAUUUUCGUUUCCCUCAUUUUUAAUUUUUACAGAUUCUUUCUUUCUUUCUUUCUUUCUUUCUUUCUUUCUUUCUUUCUAUUUAAUUACCGUUACCCACAUUUUUCUUCUUUCUUUCUUUCUUUCUUUUCCAACUUUCUCUCUUUUUCUUUCCCAUCAUUCCCUGUAAUUUCUUUCCUUACUUUUUUCUCCAUGGCUCUUAUUAGGCUUCAGAAAUUCUUCGUUUCUUUCUAA